UACAGAGUCAAAAACAGAGAAACAGAGCAAAGCUGAACGGAAGAAUCGUGCUGCUACACAAGGCAGAGCAAGCUUGCUAGGAAUUUCUGUUGAGGCCACUCGGCUGAUCGAUCAUGGACAAGAUGCUGGCUUUUUCAAUCCUCAGCUCGUCGCCGGCAGAUAUCGCUGGUGCAGGGUACGGCACACGCUUGUCCUGGCGGAGCGGCGGCGGGAAACAGGUGACGGAGAAGAAGACGCAGCAGGAUGAGAAGGUGGAGCAGAGCACGCGGCCAGAGAGGAAGCCGGAGACCAGGCCGACCCGAUUCGCGCCCGAGUUCCACGGCCUCAACUGCUUCGAGAGUGUAAUUUCUUACGACUUUUGAGCAGCUGGACGGGGUGUCUUUUCUUUUCUUUUGCUUCGUAUGUAGUCAUUUGUUGAAAUCAUUAGAAAGACAAAUAUUUA
Triticum aestivum (bread wheat) is the source of this 442-nucleotide messenger RNA. RefSeq lists its product as uncharacterized. The coding region runs from base 114 to 362 and encodes 82 amino acids. The record is from RefSeq and is a predicted model, not a curated record. The transcript has a single exon. NCBI's taxonomy places the organism in Eukaryota, Viridiplantae, Streptophyta, Magnoliopsida, Poales, Poaceae.